Baudoinia panamericana UAMH 10762 is the source of this 438-nucleotide messenger RNA. RefSeq lists its product as uncharacterized. Lineage: Eukaryota; Fungi; Ascomycota; Dothideomycetes; Mycosphaerellales; Teratosphaeriaceae. The transcript has a single exon. The record is from RefSeq and is a predicted model, not a curated record. Bases 1 to 438 code for a protein of 145 amino acids.
AUGACGCCUGUGAAGAAGGACACGCUGCCGAUCGCGAGGUACGCCACGAGCAAGGUGUUGGGCAUAGUCACAUCCAACGACGAGUACGCGAGCACGAGGAAGAGCGUGAGUGUGUUCUUGGGCAAGCUCCUGACCGCGCUUCAGAACGACAAGCUGCCGGCAGACAUACAGGUGACUGAGACCAAGAUCAACUGCCAGCCCCACUACAAGUACAAGGUCACGAACGGGGAGAGAGUCAGCGUCCUGGUCGACACCGGGCUCAACUCCGUGGAUGUGGACAAGGGUUGGGUCGUGAAGAGGAUCGCGGGUGCGGUCAAGACCAUCCUCGAGGCGGUGGAGAUGGGCUCGGUUAGGAGCUUGAUCUUCUCCUACAACAUGGCCACGAAGAUGAAGAGGAACAGGACUGUGUCCAAGGACAAGCUCGUGGAGCAGGGCUAG